Molecule: messenger RNA, 2340 nt
Organism: Talpa occidentalis (Iberian mole)
Lineage: Eukaryota; Metazoa; Chordata; Mammalia; Eulipotyphla; Talpidae
Gene: KCNK10
Product: potassium two pore domain channel subfamily K member 10
Exons: 7
Coding region: 434-2050 (538 amino acids)
Biological process (GO): potassium ion transmembrane transport; stabilization of membrane potential
Cellular component (GO): membrane
Molecular function (GO): potassium ion leak channel activity
Source: RefSeq, a predicted model, not a curated record
GCGAGUGUGUGUGUGCGGGAGUGCGGGCGCUCACGCCUUCGGGGGCUGGAGUGACACUGCGGUGGGCUUCUCCCGCGCGCGGCCCCCCGGCGGCUCAGCCCCCGCCCUGCCGGCGCGGCGUCUGGGAAGCAGCUCGGCUCUCGGGUCCGCCGAGCCUCGCUCUCCGUGCGCCCCUGGCGGGUCUUACUUUUCCUUUUCCCCGGGGGCGGCCGCCCGCCACCCCUGCACCGGUGCAAACACCCAAGCCCGUUUCCCUUCUCUCCUAAACCAGUAUUUUCCCACUCGGCUUUCUCUGGGGUUCUUCCACGAGCCAGUUCGAGACCACCCCCCUCCCAUCCUUGGAAAUUGUUUUGUUGGACCGCUGUACAGAGGCGUGUAAAGCUCGAGGACUUUAUUAGCUUUUUCCUUUCCUUCCCUUCUGGGCAACGGAGCAAUGAAAUUUCCAAUCGAGACUCCAAGAAAACAGGUGAACUGGGAUCCUAAAGUGGCCGUUCCUGCAGCCGCGCCCCCGGUGUGCCAGUCCAAGGGCACGAGUAACGGGCACUACCCGGCCCCACGCCUGUCCAUCUCCUCCCGCGCCACGGUGGUAGCCAGGAUGGAAGGCACCUCCCAGGGGGGCCUGCAGACCGUCAUGAAGUGGAAAACGGUGGUCGCCAUCUUUGUGGUCGUGGUGGUCUACCUGGUCACGGGCGGCCUGGUCUUCCGCGCGCUGGAGCAGCCCUUUGAGAGCAGCCAGAAGAAUACCAUCGCCCUGGAGAAGGCCGAAUUCCUGCGGGACCACGUGUGUGUGAGCCCCCAGGAGCUGGAGACCUUGAUCCAGCAUGCCCUUGACGCUGACAACGCAGGCGUAAGUCCAAUAGGAAACUCUUCCAACAACAGCAGUCACUGGGACCUUGGAAGUGCCUUUUUCUUUGCUGGAACUGUCAUCACUACCAUAGGGUAUGGGAAUAUUGCUCCAAGCACUGAAGGAGGCAAAAUCUUUUGUAUUUUAUAUGCCAUCUUUGGAAUUCCGCUCUUUGGUUUCUUAUUGGCUGGAAUCGGAGACCAACUUGGAACCAUCUUUGGCAAAAGCAUUGCAAGAGUGGAGAAGGUCUUUCGAAAAAAGCAAGUGAGUCAGACCAAGAUCCGGGUCAUCUCAACCAUCCUGUUUAUCUUGGCUGGCUGCAUUGUGUUUGUGACCAUCCCCGCUGUCAUUUUCAAAUACAUCGAGGGAUGGACGGCCCUGGAGUCCAUUUACUUUGUGGUGGUCACUCUCACCACGGUGGGCUUUGGUGAUUUUGUGGCAGGGGGAAACGCUGGCAUCAAUUACCGGGAGUGGUAUAAGCCCCUCGUGUGGUUUUGGAUCCUGGUUGGGCUUGCCUACUUUGCAGCUGUCCUCAGUAUGAUCGGAGAUUGGCUACGGGUUCUGUCCAAAAAGACAAAGGAGGAGGUCGGCGAAAUCAAGGCCCACGCGGCCGAGUGGAAGGCCAACGUGACGGCCGAGUUCCGGGAGACGCGGCGGCGGCUGAGCGUGGAGAUCCACGACAAGCUGCAGCGCGCAGCCACCAUCCGCAGCAUGGAGCGCCGGCGCCUGGGCCUGGACCAGCGCGCGCACUCGCUGGACAUGCUCUCCCCGGAGAAGCGCUCCGUCUUCGCCGCCCUGGACGCCGGCCGCUUCAAGGCCUCGUCCCAGGAGAGCAUCAACAACAGGCCCAACAACCUGCGCCUCAAGGGGUCGGAGCAGCUGAACAAACACGGCCAGGGGGCCUCGGAGGACAACAUCAUCAACAAGUUCGGCUCCACCUCCAGACUCACCAAGAGGAAAAACAAGGACCUCAAAAAGACCUUGCCCGAGGACGUCCAGAAGAUCUACAAGACCUUCCGGAAUUACUCCCUGGACGAGCAGAAGAAACAGGAGGAGACGGAGAAGAUGUGCAACUCGGACCACUCCAGCACGGCCAUGCUGACGGACUGCGCGCAGCAGCCCGCGGGCUCCGAGGACGGCGCGCUGCCCACCGACACCAAAGACAGGGAACUCGAGAACAACUCAUUACUUGAAGACAGAAACUAAACGUUAUGGGCGUUGGACUCGACCAAGCCGUUGUGUUUUUGUUCCUGUUUUUUUUUUUUUUUUUUUUUUUUAAUAUAUAUAUUCACCCCGAGACACGUGCCUUAAACAGACUUCUCCUUAGAGUCCGAAAUUACAUAGCAUCGAAGAAUAUAUUUCACUGUGCCAUAAUCGAGUGAGAAAGCUUGCUCUGCCGAGAGGGAUUUCACCCGGCUGAGGCAGGACGCCCAGAGAGCGUGGGCGCGCAUGGGGUCACCAACCGGCACGGCUGGCUGGGCUGCGCCCCCCAACAC